Messenger RNA from Podarcis raffonei (Aeolian wall lizard), 1451 nucleotides. Its product is annotated as E3 ubiquitin-protein ligase TRIM39-like. Gene Ontology annotation, molecular function: protein binding. The record is from RefSeq and is a predicted model, not a curated record. Bases 133 to 768 code for a protein of 211 amino acids. The transcript has 2 exons. Lineage: Eukaryota; Metazoa; Chordata; Lepidosauria; Squamata; Lacertidae.
GCAAAGACCUAUUGAAAUGAAAAAGAUGUAAUUUAGUCAAAACUAAGUUAAACCCAAAUGAUUUCAAACAGUAUGUUCUAUGCAUGGUUAAAUCUGGAUCCAACCCAUGGCAUUGAUUGAUUAGGUUGUAGAAUGAGUAGAAGUAUCCAUCACGUUCUUGCCAAUGAAACCUUUAUGUUCAUUCCUUUAUUCACAGAAUUCUCAGAUGCCCGCUUCAACAGAGCUGAUGUGAUCUUGGACCCCAGGACAGCUCACCCAAAGCUAAAAGUGUCGGAAGAUGGCAAAAGUGUUUGGAACACAGGAAAUGUUUCUAAGGUUUCUGACUGGGAGAAGCGGUUUGACUCCCGCACAUUCAUUCUGGCAGAAUGUGGAUUUUCAGAAGGCAAACAUUACUGGGAGGUGGAGAUUGGUCAGAAGAAAACCUGGGACUUGGGAGUUGCCUCUGCAACCGCUUCUAGAAAGGGGGAGAUCACCCUGUCACCUGAGAAUGGCUACUGGGUCAUAGGAUGUGAUGAUGGGAAAGAUUACUGGGCUCGGACAGAGCAAUGGACCCGCCUGAAAGUGAACGGAAAGCUUAAAAGAUUAGGAAUAUUCCUAGAUAAAUCAACUGGAAGUUUAUCUUUUUAUAAUGUCUGCAGUAAAAGGAAAUUGCACACUUAUAAAACACUUGAUGUUGGGGAGCUUUAUCCCUUCUUCUCCACAGGAUCUGUGACUGCAGAGCUAGAUAGUUCUCCACUAAGGAUUCUUCCACUGAAUUUGGAAGACUGAUUGUGGGUACAGAAUGGGAAAGCAUCCAGCUAGCCCUGGAAUAGCUCAGAAUUAGUGAAGCCCUUCCGUUUAGCCAGGAUAGUGGCUUAAAUCCAGGUGCCAAAAAAUGAGAGAAACAGAGUAGACACAAUGGCAUCAAUAAAUUCCAUCAUGUUCCCACAUCUAAGAAGCAGAAAGAAUUCAAAGCCUAUGGAAUGUGGACAAGAUACCAAGAUCUACUUGGAAGGGAAACAUCUUUAUGGCUAUCCCCUGUAGAAACUAGUACACAAAAGAAACUUAAUAUGAUGGAGAAUUGGGGAAGAUACAGAGACAUACUGUAUUUUUCUGGAAAUGUAUGCAAAUUGAAAAAGUUUGAAGAAAUCAGAGAAUGGGUAAUGGAUUGGUUUCAAUAUUAUGAAAUUAAUGAGUUAUUUAAAAAUGUGUUUAUAUAAUGAAGUUCUGAUUUUGAAAAGAUUUUUCUUGAAGGAAAAGAAAAACAGAUUUCAAAAAUGGAUUAGAAAUAUAAUAGAUUAGAUUAUAAUAUUGUGGUUAUGAUUUGAUAGGUAGAAGAUAGGGUGCAGUAGAAGGAGAGAAACAACAACUCCAUGGAAAAUGUGGGGGAUGACAACAAAAAUAAAACAUGAAACUGUGUUUUGACUGUAUGUGUUAAAAAUGUUGAAACUUAAUAAAAUAUAAUUUAAAAC